AUGCUUCUUGCUGGAUUUGAGACAACAGCCACUAGCUUGACAUGGACUUUAUUUGAACUCGCGCUUCAUGCGGAUGUACAGGACAGGCUCCGGCAGGAGAUACACCAGAAGGAACGAGAAAUCAAAGCUCGAGGGGAUAUCGCUUUUACACCCAAUGAUUUUGAAGAUAUGCCUUAUCUAACGGCAGUACUCAAAGAAUCUCUGCGCUUCAACCCAGCAGCGUAUUAUAUAUACCGACAACCCAGCAAAGAUGAGGUCAUUCCAUUGUCAACCCCGAUCACCUCGCCCUCUGGAAAAAUACUUAAUGAAAUCGUCGUCCCAAAAAACACAAAAAUCACGAUAUCGAUCAACGGAUACAACAGAAAUAAGGCCAUUUUUGGACACGAUUCACAACUUUUUGACCCCGACCGGUGGUUGACGCCGGGUAGAGUUAAUAAAUCCGUCAAUGUUGGAGUUUAUGGGAACUCAAUUACCUUUUCUGGAGGUAUUCGUUCUUGUAUAGGAUGGAGAUUUGCGGUCAUGGAGCUUCAGGCGUUCCUUGUGGAACUUGUGGGCAAUUUUGAAUUCUCACCAACACCAGAAGCAAGCAUGAUUCGCAGAGAAGCCUGCCUAGUCAUGGCACCAACAAUUGAAGGUCAUGUCAAGAAGACACGAUAUCUUCCGCUGCUCGUCAAAAAGGCCAAAAGAGCGCUUUAA
Psilocybe cubensis is the source of this 696-nucleotide messenger RNA. RefSeq lists its product as uncharacterized. The record is from RefSeq and is a predicted model, not a curated record. Lineage: Eukaryota; Fungi; Basidiomycota; Agaricomycetes; Agaricales; Agrocybaceae. Gene Ontology annotation, molecular function: heme binding; oxidoreductase activity, acting on paired donors, with incorporation or reduction of molecular oxygen; iron ion binding. Bases 1 to 696 code for a protein of 231 amino acids. The transcript is spliced from 5 exons.